AUGUACCUGAUGGUCCACAAUUCCACUCGUUUGCUUCGCCGUCUGAACCCCUACUGCGCCCAGGCACUGAGUGCGGCAGCCACCUUGUGCCAGAGCCGUGCCCAUGGACUGAUCAGCAUCGAGCACUGGCUGCUCAAAUUGCUGGAGCAGGGCGAAGGCGACCUGACCCUGAUUGCCCGUCGCUACGAAUGGGAUAUGGACGCACUCUGGCGCGGCCUGCUCGACCACCUCGACACCUUGCCGCGCAGCGUGCAGGGCAAGCCGCAGUUGUGCGGCAAGCUGCAGCACCUGAUCAAGAACGCCUGGUUGCAGGCAUCCCUUGAUGGCAACAACCACACCCUGCGCUCGGCUCAUCUGCUUGGCGCUCUGCUGGAGAUGCCCAGCCUGCUUGCCUGUGACGCUGCUUGGCCGCUGCUCAGUAUCAGCGAUACCCAGUUACAGCGUUUGUUCGAGUUGCUCGAUCAACAUUCAGAGGAGCGCCCGCAGGUACAGCAAGAAGCCGCGCUGGAUUGCACCGAAGUGCCCGUCUCAUCGGGCACCGACGGGUUGGAUGUCAUGCAAGUCAUCCUGGAUAAAUUCACCCACAACGUCACCGCCAAGGCCUGGGCGGGGCAGAUCGACCCGGUAUUCGGUCGGGACGAUGAAAUUCGCCAGGUCGUCGACAUUCUCAGUCGUCGACGCAAGAACAACCCGAUUCUGGUGGGGGAGCCUGGGGUGGGUAAAACCGCUCUGGUUGAAGGCCUUGCAUUGCGCAUCGUCGAGGGCAACGUGCCCGACAGCCUCAAGCGGGUCAGUGUACGCAUCCUUGACUUGGGCCUGUUGCAAGCCGGCGCCGGGGUAAAAGGCGAGUUUGAACAGCGCCUCAAAAACGUCAUCGAGGCCGUACAGCAAUCGCCCAACCCGGUGCUGCUGUUUAUCGAUGAAGCCCACACGCUGAUCGGCGCCGGGAACCAAGCCGGCGGGGCCGACGCGGCCAAUCUGCUCAAGCCCGCGUUGGCCCGCGGAGAGUUACGCACUAUCGCCGCCACCACUUGGAGUGAAUACAAACAGUAUUUCGAACGCGAUGCGGCGUUGGAGCGGCGCUUUCAGAUGGUCAAGGUUGAAGAACCGGAUGAUGGGAAUGCUUGCCUGAUGUUGCGCGGCCUCAAGGAGCGUUACGCCAAGCACCACGGCGUGCAUAUCCAGGAUGCAGCGGUGCAGGCGGCGGUCACGCUCUCGCGACGCUACCUGACCGGCCGCCAACUGCCGGAUAAAGCGGUCGACCUCCUCGACACCGCCAGCGCCCGAGUGCGCAUGAGCCUGGAUUGCAUGCCCCAGACGUUGGUCCGUCUGCGUGCUCGGCAAGGAGCCUUGGAGUUGGAGGCGCAGGCGUUGGAGCAGGAUCAGCAGUUUGGCGACGACGGUGCCGAUGAGCGCUUGACGACCAUCGCCGCACAACAUACCGAGUUGCAUCACCAAUGCAUCGAUUUGGAAGAUCAGUAUCAACACGAACUCGACCUGACCCAACAGUUGAUUGAAGCGCGCCAGGCGCAGCCGCUGCAACGGGAGACCUGUGCAGCACUGCAGAAACGGCUGGACGAGAUUCAGGGCAAUCAGCCCUUGCUGUCCCUCGACGUCGAUGCCCGUAGCGUCGCUGAAGUGAUCGCCGACUGGACCGGUGUGCCCUUGGGCAGUCUGCUCAAGGACGAACAAGCCAACCUGCUGGAACUGGAAUACCAACUGGGUGAACACGUCAUCGGCCAGGAAGCAGCACUCGGCGCUUUGGCCCAGCGCCUACGUGCAGCCAAGACCGGCCUGACAGACGAAAAAGCGCCGCUGGGCGUAUUUUUGCUGGUGGGCACCAGCGGCGUCGGCAAAACCGAAACCGCCCUGACGCUGGCCGACAAGCUAUUUGGCGGGGAAAAGUCGCUGAUCACCCUCAACCUCUCGGAAUACCAGGAAGCCCACACCGUCAGCCAGCUCAAGGGCUCGCCGCCGGGCUACGUCGGUUAUGGCCAGGGCGGUGUGCUCACCGAAGCCGUGCGCCAAAGGCCCUACAGCGUGGUGCUGCUCGACGAAGUAGAGAAGGCGCACCGCGACGUCCUCAACCUGUUCUACCAAGUCUUCGAUCGGGGCUGCAUGCGCGAUGGCGAAGGACGGGAAAUCGACUUUCGCAACACCGUCAUUCUCAUGACCUCCAACCUCGGCAGCGAUGAACUGCAAGCCUGCCUGCAAGAGUUUCCUGGCGCGCCGGACAGCACCUUGCACGAGUUGCUACGCCCGAUCCUGCGGGAACACUUUCAGCCGGCCUUGCUGGCCCGUUUCCAGACCCUGAUCUACCGCCCGCUGCCAGCCGACGCCUUACAGCGCAUCGUCGCGAUCAAACUCGCCAAGGUGGCCAAGCGUUUACAGCGUCACUACGGGCUGGAAUGCCAGAUCGAUGCCGCCCUCAACGACGCGUUGGUAGCCGCUUGCCUGUUGCCCGACACCGGCGCACGCAACAUCGACAGCCUGCUCAACCAGCAGAUCCUGCCGGUGCUCAGCCAGCAGUUGCUGCAACGCCAGGCCGCCCGACAGAAAACCCGCGGCGUGACCUUGGGCUACAGCGACGAGGAGGGCGUCAUCCUGCAUUUCAUUGACGCCCAAGACGCGGUAGCGCCCGAUGCGAUGGAGGCC
This is a messenger RNA of Mesorhabditis spiculigera, 2655 nucleotides long. NCBI's taxonomy places the organism in Eukaryota, Metazoa, Nematoda, Chromadorea, Rhabditida, Rhabditidae. The record is from the annotation of a GenBank genome assembly.